CACGAGUCUGUCUACCUACCAAGCUAGGUACCUUCUUACCUUGGCAGCAUCGAAAUUAUUCAGCAACACUUACGAGCAAGGCACUAUCGUCACUACGAUAUCAAUUCAUAAAUCUACCAUGGAGACUCAAGCAUCUAAACGUAAUCCCCUGCCCUCCAUCUGGACCGGUGGCUAUCGUGAUGGCGGCUUCCCUCGGGGCACAUCCCGCCGGCAGUUGACCACUCCUGUUGGCCCCUCACCAAUGUCGCCACAUGGUGCUCACGGUCCAGAGGUUAUGCUUCCGCGCCAUCACCAAGAUCAGGUCACGGAGCUCGGCAGGUCUCUCGUCCAAACGCUUGGUCGCCGGACCAGCGCGACGAUAUCUUCACCCCAGCCCACUUCUAUAUCAUCUCCUCUGUCUGGUGCUUUCAACAGGAUGUCGGUCGGCGGCACUAGUGCUUACGCCGCAAAUACAUCCCUCCUGCUCACGGGUGUCAGCGAAAACGACAUCAAGUCACCCCUGGAGCGGCGCAAGUCCGUCGCCAUGGAGAUGAGGCAUCCUCAGACAAUCUUAGUGACAGCAGUCGCUUCGCGCAGCAGGGACCAGGUUACCAUGGUUGGAGGAAAGGUCAGCAUCAACGCAACCGUGUUUCCUCGUGUCAACCAGCGCUCCCCCUUUAGGAUGUCGCGCGAGUUCAACCUAAAAAAAGUUCACGACAUGAUCCCUGGUCCAGCGCGCCGGCCAUCGAUCACGAGCGUUCCUUCAUCCCCAGAGACACCGCGGCGUAUGUCUACCCUGGUUGAGAGGAGGUCAUCCUCGGUCGUGGUCCGACCUGCUGUGGUUCGGCGCAGCAUUGCUGGCGACUUUAAUGAUAGCGCGAACGUCCCACCAAACACAAGGCCUAUCUCUUGGCCACACGCCCGCCUUUGCCUUCCAAUCCUAGCGUCCCUGAUGCUUUCGGGUCAGCUUCGAGACGGCGACAGGAUCGAAAUCCCGAUGCCACAUCCCGAGGCGUGGCCCCAGACGUGGGCAUACCUGUGCAUGGCCGAUGGCGGCGAGGUGCACGAGAGCAUGAAGCAGAACAUCCUCUACCUAGGCGGUAAGCUUUUGGAGUGA
This is a messenger RNA of Pyricularia grisea, 1096 nucleotides long. RefSeq lists its product as uncharacterized. The record is from RefSeq and is a predicted model, not a curated record. Bases 119 to 1096 code for a protein of 325 amino acids. The transcript is spliced from 2 exons. Lineage: Eukaryota; Fungi; Ascomycota; Sordariomycetes; Magnaporthales; Pyriculariaceae.